Molecule: messenger RNA, 1740 nt
Organism: Lithohypha guttulata
Lineage: Eukaryota; Fungi; Ascomycota; Eurotiomycetes; Chaetothyriales; Trichomeriaceae
Exons: 1
Coding region: 1-1740 (579 amino acids)
Source: RefSeq, a predicted model, not a curated record
AUGAAGUUCUCUACUAGUGCUCUGGCCCUUUUGGCCACUUCUGUUGCUGCCAACGACACACCCUGGUCGGCAUGGCCAGGUAGCUCAAGCAGCAGCGCUACUACCACCACAACUGCCAAGCCUACCACCACCACGACAGUUCCUACCACAACAACUACAACUACCAAGACACCCAAGGCUGUAUCGUCUACCACCUGGGGUGUGUGGGGUGAUUCGAGCUCAAGCUCAACCACCACUACCAGCAAGUCUACCACCACGACCACGACCACCACUCCGAAGGCUUCGACUACGACGACAACAAAAACUCCAGAAGCUUCGACAUCCAGCAACUGGGGCCCAUGGUCGAGCUCGAGCUCAAGCAGCAGCACUACCACCACCAGCAAGACUCCCAGUGCAUCUACUAGCUCAACCAAGACUUCGACUUACUCAACCUGGGGACAGUGGACUUCGUCUUCAAGCACAACUACCACCACCACCACAACGUCGAAGACCCCAAGCGCUUCGUCUAGCACAUGGAAAGCGUGGACAUCCAGCACUACUAGCUCUGCACCAAAGCCCACAACAACUGCGUCUGAGAGCCACGAUUGGCAGGCUUGGUCAUCGAGCACAACCACUACCGUGCCAAAGUCAUCUACCACUACCACCACAAAAUCUCCAGCUGCUUCAAGCCACACUUGGGAAGCUUGGUCGUCUAGCACGACUACCACUGCGCCAAAGCCAUCCACAACCACGACAACUACCCAAACCCCAGUAGCCGUCAGCCACACCUGGGAGGCUUGGUCUUCUAGCACAACCAACUCGGUGCCAAAGCCCACAACUACUUCCUCCAAGCCUGCACCAGUGUCCUCUUCCUGGGGAGUAUGGUCGUCCAGCACUACUACCACUGUGCCGAAGCCAACUACUACAACUACCAAGGCACCAACCACGACCAGCAAAGUUGUGGUUCCGACCACAUCCUCGAAGCCUGCACCAGCAUCUUCUUCGUGGGGCGCAUGGUCAAGCCCAGCUGCUGUAGUUUCGAGCCCAGUUGCUGAACACUCCUGGUCUGCCUGGUCGAGCUCAGUUGCAUCCUCAUCUACCAAGCCAUCGACAACUACCCCUGUGCCAGUCGUUUCCUCCUCAUCCAAGCCAGUCCCAUCAUCUUCUGCUAAGCCCUCUUCGAGCUCGGUGGUUCCUGUUCCAAAUGCUCCUUACUCGUGGUCAGUCUGGACUACAUCCACUGUGCCAGCUCCAAAACCAUCCACCACUACUCCUGUGCCAAUUGUCUCAUCUACCAAGCCAGCCCCUGCACCACCUGCCUCGACCAGUACCACAACCAAGCCAGCUCCAGCCCCACCUGCACCUGUCUCAAGCUCAAGCGUUCCAGCACCUGUACCAGUCAGCUCUUCAACAUGGCAAGUGUGGACUACCUCAGUCGUCCCUGCUCCUAAGCCGUCUGUCUCCACGGCUUCUCCUGUUGUAGCACCACCAGCAUCAUCAUCUCCUGCAGCACCAGCCAGCUCUGCACCAGCAUCAAAGGCUUCAUCCGCAGCCCCAGUGCCAGUCCCAGCUAGCUCCAGCCCCGCUGCCGUCUCUUCGAGCGUAGCUGUUCCAGCUGCCAGUCAAGCAACAUCUACCAGGGCCCAGGCUGCGUCAUCCACGAGCAGAGCUCCAGUUGCCACAUUCACUGGUGCUGCUGACAAUGUCAAGCCAGCGAUGGGAGCCAUCGCUGCCAUCAUGGCUGUCGUCGCUCUUGCAUAA